CCAUAUUCAUAGGUUUUAUAAACACGCCCCCUCCGUCCUGUCAGUCUCUCAAAUGAAACACCACUUUCCCUUUUUAACCCCUGCCAUCGUCCACUGCACACUCAUCGCCUUUAUUCUCAGAACAGCACACCUCGGACUUUUAACUCUUAAUUCUAUUUAACGGGCUUGUGUGUGCGUGUGAUCUUCUCUGGCCAGAUGGAGGACUACCAUAAACCGGACCAGCAGACGGUGCAGGCGCUCAGGAACAUCGCCACCCGGCUCCGAAUCAAUUCUAUUAAGGCGACCACUGCAGCGGGCAGCGGUCAUCCCACAUCAUGUUGCAGCGUAGCAGAGAUCAUGUCUGUGCUGUUCUUUCAUACCAUGAAGUACCGACCUGAAGACCCCCGUAACCCCAACAACGACCGCUUCAUCCUUUCCAAGGGCCAUGCAGCCCCCGUGCUGUACGCCGUGUGGGCGGAAACGGGUUACUUGAAGGAGAGUGAGCUCGUCAACCUCCGCAAGGUCGACUCCAUCCUGGAGGGACACCCUGUGCCGAAGCAGCAGUUUGUGGAUGUGGCCACUGGAUCUCUGGGUCAGGGGCUGGGAGCUGCCUGCGGAAUGGCCUACACUGGAAAAUACUUUGACAAGGCUAGCUAUCGGGUGUUCUGCCUGCUGGGUGAUGGAGAGCUGUCCGAGGGCUCAGUGUGGGAGGCCAUGGCCUUCGCCUCAUACUACCAACUAGACAACCUGGUGGCCAUUUUGGACAUCAACCGCCUGGGUCAGAGCGACCCGGCUCCACUCCAGCAUCAUGUGGAGAAGUACCAGCGCCGCUGUGAGGCCUUUGGGUGGCAUGCCAUCAUUGUGGAUGGCCACAGUGUGGAGGAGCUGUGUAAGGUGUUGAGUCAGCCCCGCCACCAGCCACUUGCCAUCAUCUCUAAGACUAUCAAGGGCAAAGGCAUCCCAGCGGCUGAGGAUAAAAUGGGCUGGCACGGGAAACCCCUGCCCAAAGACAUGGCCGACAGCGUGAUCAAGGAGAUGCAGAGCCGCAUCAUCAGCUGCAACAAGCGCCUGUAUCCUUCUCCGCCCACUGAGGAUGCAUCACCUGUCAGCCUCCGCAACAUCCGCAUGCCAAGUGCACCCAGCUACAAAACUGGAGAAAAGAUUGCUACAAGGAAGGCGUAUGGCAUGGCCCUGGCCAAGCUGGGUCGUUACAAUGACCAAGUGGUAGCUCUAGAUGGGGACACCAAAAACUCCACCUUCUCUGAGCUCUUUAAGAACGAACACCCUAACCGCUACGUGGAGUGCUACAUCGCAGAGCAGAACAUGGUGAGCGUGGCCAUAGGUUGUGCCGUGCGCGACCGUAACGUGGUGUUUGCCAGCACUUUCGCCACGUUCUUCAGCCGGGCCUACGACCAGCUCCGCAUGGCCAGCAUCUCUGAGAGCAACAUCAACCUCUGCGGCUCCCACUGCGGUGUCUCUAUCGGCGAGGAUGGGCCCUCUCAGAUGGGUCUGGAGGAUCUGGCCAUGUUUAGAGCCAUUCCCACGGCAACCAUCUUCUACCCUAGCGACGGUGUCUCCACUGAGAAAGCUGUGGAGCUUGCCGCCAACACAAAGGGUUUGUGUUUCAUCCGAACGAGCCGCCCAGAGAACAACAUCAUUUACAACUGUAACGAGGACUUCCAUGUUGGUCAGGCUAAGGUCGUGUUUAAAUCCAAUGACGACCAUGUGACUGUGAUUGGAGCAGGAGUGACCCUCCACGAGGCUCUGGCUGCUGCUGAACAGCUGAAGAAAGAAAGAAUUAACAUCCGUGUGAUUGACCCAUUCACCAUCAAACCCCUGGACUCCAAGACCAUCAUCGACAAUGCCAGGGCCACCAGAGGACGCAUCAUCACAGUGGAGGACCACUACUAUGAAGGUGGUCUAGGUGAGGCAGUGUGCUCGGCAGUAAUCAACGAGACCGGAUUCACCGUCCACCGCCUGGCAGUUUCCCAGGUGCCACGCAGCGGGAAGCCCCAAGAGCUGCUCCGCAUCUUUGGCAUCGACCGCGACGCCAUCACUCAGGCAGUCCGCAAGGUGCUCAGCAGCUCCGCCAACGCUAAGUAAGAACGCUGCAGCAGUGGCAGCAGCGGCAACAAUAUGGAAAAGGACUCCGUGGUUAACUGGGGAUUGCCACGGAGACAGCAAACAAAUAAACCAACACAGACGGAGGGGAAGACCUUCUAGCCCACUCAUGCUCUUGGUCUCAUUAAACAAAAAUAAUUUGUUUGGAAAAAAAAAACAUGUUUUUUCUCUGUCAUUUAUGUGGUUUUGACACCCAAGAUUUUUCCCCCAUUAGUUUGUGUAAACACACUCCUUCCCUUCACACACAUCCACACCUCAACCCUCUGAGCCCUUCCUACCUCCCAGAGAAAGUUCUGUUACUGCUGUAGUGUUUCAGUAAAAGCAGUGAAUGUGGUUUGGAGUAAAGUUAAGUCUUUUUAUAUUUUCUGUGGAACCCUUCUCACUUUUUCAGCACAGCGUUUCGUACGUGUUCACCCAGCACGGCUCUGUAAAUCCCACCCCACUAGAUCCAGCAGGGUUUGGUCUGUUUGAGCACUGACUGUUUUUGACCCUGACUUGGAUGGGACUGCUUGACAUCAAUAAAGGGAUGGUUUCUUCACAA
Molecule: messenger RNA, 2641 nt
Organism: Etheostoma cragini (Arkansas darter)
Lineage: Eukaryota; Metazoa; Chordata; Actinopteri; Perciformes; Percidae
Product: transketolase-like
Exons: 14
Coding region: 196-2082 (628 amino acids)
Biological process (GO): pentose-phosphate shunt, non-oxidative branch; ribose phosphate biosynthetic process
Cellular component (GO): extracellular exosome; endoplasmic reticulum membrane
Molecular function (GO): thiamine pyrophosphate binding; transketolase activity
Source: RefSeq, a predicted model, not a curated record